GGCAUUUUCUCAGAAUUGUUACAUUUAUGUGAUUUCAGGAGCUGAAGGAUUGUGAGCAAAAAGGAGCCACUCCCUUGGUCCAGCGUGCGGAAUGGAGCUUGCCGGAGCUUGCACAGGAGGAGGCUCGCCAGACGGAAUCCCCUCCCACCCAUUCUUCUUAUACAUCAGCCAGAGAACAUGUGCGCACCUCGUCAUUGCUACACUGGCAACAACACGGCGGCAGCCCUCAAGCCCUCGCCUACACAGUCCCUCCGCGCUCAAACACCUGCACUGCCCGGUGCCUCCUUCGCUACUCAGUGAGGUAACCCAGGAUUAUGGAACUUUGAAAACUGAAUACAUCAGCUCUAGAUGUUGAUAUUUUUCAAGAAAAAAAAAGACUUUUUCUUCUGACAAUUCACUUUACUGAUCUGAAGCUGAGUUCAUCCCCAUAAAGCUCUUUAAAAGACAGUAUAUAUUCUGUAUACCUUGAACAUCGGCAAGACUUGCUUUUCUACUUCAGAUGCCUAAGAACAGUAAGGUAGUAAAGAGAGAGCUGGAUGAUGAUUUUGUGGAAUCUGUUAAAGAUUUACUUUCCAAUGAGGAUUCAGGGGAUGAAAACUUUAAGAAGAGUUCGCUGGUGGUCCAUAGAGAUUUAGAUAAGGACAGAGAUAUUGAAGAAGGUUCUGAUAUUGACGAUGAAAGACCGGCAUGGAACAGCAAACUGCAGUACAUACUUGCACAGGUUGGAUUUUCAGUUGGCUUGGGGAAUGUAUGGCGCUUUCCCUAUUUGUGCCAGAAGAAUGGCGGAGGUGCCUACCUAGUGCCAUACUUAAUCCUUCUUCUGGUAAUUGGAAUUCCAAUCUUUUUCUUGGAGCUGUCGGUGGGGCAAAGAAUAAGGCGGGGAAGUAUUGGGGUCUGGAACUAUAUUAACCCUAAAAUGGGUGGAAUUGGAUUUUCAAGCUGCAUUGUUUGCCUUUUUGUGGCACUAUACUACAACGUCAUUAUUGGAUGGAGUCUAUUUUAUUUCUCCCAAUCUUUUCAGCACCCUCUGCCUUGGGAUCAGUGUCCUUUGGUGAAAAACGCUUCAAACGCUUUUGUGGAACCUGAAUGUGAAAAAAGCUCUGCCACUACCUAUUACUGGUACAGAGAAGCACUUAAUAUUUCAAACUCAAUCGCAGAAGGGGGAGGGCUAAACUGGAAGAUUACAGUUUGCUUGCUCGCUGCUUGGAUUUUGGUCUGUCUUGCUAUGAUCAAGGGCAUCCAGUCAUCGGGGAAAGUGAUGUACUUCAGUUCUCUGUUCCCGUAUGCGGUGCUAACUUGUUUUCUUGUGCGGGCCCUGCUUUUAAAUGGUUCAGUAGAUGGAAUUCGCCACAUGUUUACACCAAAGCUUGAAAUAAUGCUUGAGCCCAAAGUCUGGCGAGAAGCUGCCACUCAAGUGUUCUUUGCGCUGGGCCUGGGAUUUGGAGGAGUUAUUGCUUUUUCAAGUUACAACAAAAGGGACAACAACUGUCAUUUUGAUGCUGUUCUGGUGUCCUUCAUCAACUUUUUCACAUCUGUCCUGGCAACACUGGUGGUGUUUGCGGUGUUAGGAUUCAAGGCAAAUAUUAUGAAUGAGCAAUGCAUUUCCAAAAACACAGUCAAGAUUGUAAAAUAUUUGGAAGCUGGCAAUCUCAGUUUGAGUUAUGUCCCACAUCAUGUCAAUUUUUCAAGUAUGUCAACACAGGACUAUAGCUUGGUCUACUACAUAUUUCAGAAAAUAAAAGAAGAAGAAUUUGACAGCCUUGGGCUGGACCCCUGUCAGAUAGAAGAUGAACUUGACAAGUCAGUCCAAGGGACUGGGUUGGCUUUUAUCGCUUUCACUGAAGCUAUGACACAUUUUCCCGCUUCUCCAUUUUGGUCAGUGAUGUUUUUUCUCAUGUUAGUAAACUUGGGCCUUGGCAGUAUGUUUGGAACCAUUGAAGGCAUUAUAACUCCCAUUGUUGAUACGUUUAAAGUACGGAAGGAACCCCUCACUGUUGGAUGCUGCCUGCUUGCAUUUUGUAUUGGCCUACUCUUUGUACAGAGGUCAGGAAAUUACUUUGUUACUAUGUUUGAUGACUAUUCUGCUACAUUACCACUGCUGGUUGUGGUCAUUUUAGAGAAUGUUACAAUUGCCUGGAUAUAUGGCAUAGACAAAUUCAUUGAUGAUUUAAAGGACAUGCUUGGAUUUACCCCAUACAGAUAUUACUACUAUAUGUGGAAAUACGUCUCUCCUGUCUUGUUAACUAUUCUUCUGAUAGCAAGUAUAGUUCAGAUGGGUAUCAGUCCACCAGGCUACUAUGCAUGGAUCGCAGAAAAGGCCGGUGAAGAACUUAAAAGUUAUCCUCCAUGGGGCCUCGCUGUCUGUAUAUCACUAAUUGUACUUGCACUGUUGCCUGUGCCAUUAGUGUUCAUCAUCCGCUCCUGUAACCUCAUUGAUGAUAGCACUGGAAGCCUGGCAUCGGUGUCCUAUAAAAGAGGAAAAAUGAUCAAAGAAACAUCAAAUCUCGAAGAUGACGCAAGCUUAAUCCACGAGAAGAUUCAAAGCGAAAUGUCAUCUCCAAAUAUUGGAAGUAGCAUUUAUCGAAAGCAGAGCGGAUCACCAACAUUAAAAGUGGAUACUGCUCCGAAUGGACGUUACGGCAUUGGGUACCUAAUGGCAGAUAUGCCAGACAUGCCUGAAUCAGACUUGUAGUUGACGCAACAAAAAGUACUUUGGUACUGCACAUUUAUUCUUCUUAAAAGGAGAGGUUGGCUUUAAUGGAAUCAAAGUUGUUUAAUGUUCAUGGAAUCAAUAAUCCAGUGUUUAAAAGAGAGGGUUAUAAUAUACAAUCCACUCUUGUUACUAGGCCUGAGGUGUACUGGAUAAAGCUCUUGUUCUUAGUUCUUUCUAGGAUCUUUACUACUUGGUGUCUUACCUCUCUGUGCCUAACUUUGUCCCAGUAUUGGUUUCUUUUUCUAAAAACAAUACUUCAGCAUACAAGAUCUUUGUACUGUCUUACAUUUAUGCAUACGAUCGACCAGUUGUAAGAACAGUAAGUACAGCAAGUCAGUAAAAGCACUUAUCACCAACGAACCAGUCACACACACCAAAUGUAAGUGCAGUAUUAACAGGGAAGUCGGGUGCUGCAUAUACAUACUCUUCAAGCCAUAAUAUUUUGGUUUUGUUUAUUUUUGAGCUUUAAUUCUAAGUCACUGUGCUUAAGCACCUUAGAAGGUAACCAGGGAUGUAUUAUAUUAUAGCAUCAGCUAACCUUCCCCAAGUCAAAUGUUUUAACAUUAGAUAGUUGAGAUCAUUUAAUUAUCCUCAGUAAUAUCUUAACUCAGAGCAAAAAGAGCAACUUUUAAUGCAAAUCUGCAUAACUUU
This is a messenger RNA of Xenopus laevis (African clawed frog), 3364 nucleotides long. It is a transcript of the gene slc6a15.L, whose product is annotated as solute carrier family 6 (neutral amino acid transporter), member 15 L homeolog. The record is from RefSeq and is a predicted model, not a curated record. Gene Ontology annotation, cellular component: membrane; plasma membrane. Bases 500 to 2692 code for a protein of 730 amino acids. Gene Ontology annotation, biological process: amino acid transport; L-leucine transport; carboxylic acid transmembrane transport. The transcript has 12 exons. NCBI's taxonomy places the organism in Eukaryota, Metazoa, Chordata, Amphibia, Anura, Pipidae. Gene Ontology annotation, molecular function: proline:sodium symporter activity.